AUGGGACAUACAAAUUCAAAAUUAGAAUUAGAAGAAUUGAAAGAACAAUACAAACGUAAUGAACAGCGUGCAACAAAAGAGAACCUGAUCCUGCGACAAGAUAUUGAAAAGCUCAAGAAUUACCAAGUAGCACAGGAAAAAAGUGUCAUGGAACGUCAACUUGAACAACUCAAGAAGCAACAUGCAGAGUUAGAGAAUCGUCUUUGCCAACAACAGAUUAAUCAUAAAGAAUAUCAGGAUCAUUUUAUUGGAUAUAUGGGUAAAAUCUUAUGUAAAUUAGUGCGUGCAACGCAAGAAGAAAAAGUUCUUCGUAAAGAACAUAAACAAAUUGAAAUUGAAGGUAUUGUAUAUAGUAUUCGAGAAUAUGUUAGUCGUGGUGGAUUUGGAGAAAUUUACAAAGGUAAAAAUACAAAAAACCAUCAUACGGUAACUAUUAAAGUAUUGGCAAAUUCAACGGUUAUUCAAAGUCAGAGUAACAAUGAAAUUCAAUUUCUAAAAUUAGUACAAAAAAUUAAAUUAGAUAAUCACCCUGUUUUUGAAUAUUAUGGUUGUAAGAUGAGCAAUGAUGGUAUUUAUAUAGCCUUAGAAUUAGCACAUUGUGAUCUUUAUAAACUUUGGCCUGAUAUGGCAGAAAAAGGAGAUUUUGAAGAGAAAUUAUACUUUAGUACUAUGAUUAUUAUGUAUGUGUUACGAACAUUAAUUUUUCUGGAAAAGUUAAAUAUUAUAUAUGGAGACAUUAAACCACAAAAUCUUGUUGUUGUUCAGAUGCCCGAUUACUUUUGUAUCAAGUUGAUUGAUUUUGGAACUAUUGAAAAAUUAAACACUACGCAUUCUCAGAUAACUGUCACUUGUAAUAAAACUUAUACAAAAUAUUUUGCUUCACCUGAAUUUCUUCAACGCAAUCCAAAUAUAAAACUUAAAACUCGGCAUCUUCAUAAGAAAUCGGAUGCUUGA
Rotaria sp. Silwood2 is the source of this 954-nucleotide messenger RNA. The record is from the annotation of a GenBank genome assembly. NCBI's taxonomy places the organism in Eukaryota, Metazoa, Rotifera, Eurotatoria, Philodinida, Philodinidae.